AUGGCCUUCUCCGUUGGGUUGGCGUUGCUGUGCGUCUUGGUAGGUCUGUUGGUGUUGUUCGUGCGUCAACGCUACCGGUAUUGGAACGUACGGAACGUGCCCACUCUGCCAGCGAAAUUUCCAUUCGGUAAUUUCGCGGCCCUUCGCAUCAAGUCCCCAGCGGAGGUGUCCACUGAGCUGUAUCGUCGCAUGAACCCGUCCGAACGGUUCUAUGGGUUGUUCAUGAUGCUUCAACCGGCUCUCAUGAUCACCGAUCUGGACCUCAUCAAGUGCGUGCUGAUCAAGGAUUUUGCACACUUCCCGGAUCACGGUGUUUACCACAACGAGCGCGUUGAUCCGCUCUCUUGCCAUCUCUUCUGCGUUGAGGGUUCGCGGUGGCGCAGCAUCCGGAACCAUCUUUCGCCCUCAUUCACAUCCGGUCGGAUGAAAGCGAUGUUGCCGAUCCUGCGUGAAGCUGCCGGUAACUUCGUGGAGUUCCUGCGCGUGGAAUCCUCGAUCGCCGUUGCGGGUGAACUCGACGUGAAGGACUGUUGUGCGCGGCUCAUGAUCGACAAUAUCGGUGGGUGCGCGUUCGGUAUCGCGUGUAACAGCUUCCGCGAGCCAAACAGCGCGUUUCGCCGUGCAGGGCAGCUUGUGUUUGAUCGACCGCGCCAUUCGCAGAUCAUAAGCAACUUGCUGCGGUUGUAUCCGGCUCUCGGGAGAGCGCUCGCGCUGAGGGUAAACCACGACGAGGUGAUCGAGUUCUUCACGGACCUGAUCGAGCGGACGGUGGAGAUGCGCAGUCACGAGUCGGUCAGCCGGAACGACUUAAUCGACGUGAUGGUUGAGCUGAGGGCCGCUUCCGGUGGUGCGGCGCUCACGAUGAACGAAUUAAAGGCGCAAGCGUUUGGGUUCUUUGUGGCCGGAUACGAGACGUCGUCCUCAAAUGUGACCUUUUGCUUGUACGAGCUGGCCCUUGAUGAAAGCUGCCAGGAACGGGCGAGAACGUGUGUGUUGGAGGCGUUAGAAAAGCACGGUGGGUUGACGUACGAAGCCCUCGCUGACAUGGAUUAUCUGGAUUGGUGCAUUAAUGAAACCCUCCGGAAGUAUCCUCCAUUACCGGUUCUGCAGAGGUUGUCCUGCAAACCAUACCAGCUCCCAAACAGUUCGGUGGUUCUGCCAGCCAAAUCGAAGCUACUCAUUCCGGUGUACGCCAUCCAGCGGGACGAGCGCUACUACCCCGAUCCGGACCGGUUCGAUCCGAACCGGUUCGCGCCGGAACACGUGGCCGAGCGGCAUUUUAGCACGUUUCUUCCGUUCGGCGAAGGACCACGCAUCUGCAUCGGUCAGCGGCUUGGCGUGAUGCAAUCGCGCGUUGGUCUCGCCACGGUUUUGGCCAAUUUCCGUGUCCGGCCGGGUCCCCACACGCAGAUACCGAUCGUGUACGCGAAGGAUGCAGUCACGCUGCAGUCCGAUGGGCCGGUGUUCCUGCGGUUCGAGCCACUGUAG
This is a messenger RNA of Anopheles nili, 1488 nucleotides long. RefSeq names its product probable cytochrome P450 6a13. The record is from RefSeq and is a predicted model, not a curated record. The coding region runs from base 1 to 1488 and encodes 495 amino acids. Gene Ontology annotation, molecular function: oxidoreductase activity, acting on paired donors, with incorporation or reduction of molecular oxygen; heme binding; monooxygenase activity. NCBI's taxonomy places the organism in Eukaryota, Metazoa, Arthropoda, Insecta, Diptera, Culicidae. The transcript has 2 exons.